This is a messenger RNA of Dinoponera quadriceps, 2636 nucleotides long. Its product is annotated as laccase-5-like. The transcript is spliced from 11 exons. Gene Ontology annotation, biological process: iron ion transport. The coding region runs from base 432 to 2564 and encodes 710 amino acids. Gene Ontology annotation, molecular function: copper ion binding; oxidoreductase activity. Gene Ontology annotation, cellular component: plasma membrane. The record is from RefSeq and is a predicted model, not a curated record. Lineage: Eukaryota; Metazoa; Arthropoda; Insecta; Hymenoptera; Formicidae.
CAUGCUUUUCAUAAUCGUAUGCAGAUCAUUAUCAUAAACGCUAGAUUUUACGGCAUACUUACGAUUGGGCGCUUGGAGUGUACUUUUUUUAUUAUCGUAUCUUAACAAUGUACCCUAAACGUAAAAGCUAUGAUGCUAAUUAUUCGUUUUACACUAGCUUUACACUUAAUAUAAGCAUUGAAAAAAGUUAAAAUGGAGCUAUUACUUACGUAAAAUAAACGAAGUCUUGGACAUAAAACGUAAAUUUUACACCAACUUAUGGACUUACGACAGAGCUGAUAAGAGCUGCGCGUGCAGAAUAUUAAGUCCAGGAAAAUUAAGUCGAUAGUAGGUAAAAACGUCACGGUAACACAAGUUGUUUAUAAAAUCACGAAAAAAAUAAAAGCACCGGCGCAUCAGAAUUGGGUUUAAAAACAUCAGCACUUCCUGCUAUGCGAGUCUCGCAGUUUUUUUGCAACAUGCAGCCACCCGCAGGGACGUUCGUGCUAUUGCUUCUGAUAUGUAUGAACGUGCAGUUUUGUAAAGCAUGGUGGGCUUGGUGGUGGUGGUCAACGAAUCCGUCAGUAGCGGCAUCAACAGCAACAGAAUCAUCAACUGCUUAUCCAGAUACGUGUGAUAUAUGGCAUACGGAGGAGAAUGGUGACUGGUCAACGCCAGAAGAAUGCGCACGGCCAUGUGGAGAAGAAGACGAGCCGAGAUAUUGUUAUUAUCGAUUCGUCAUCGAAUAUUACACGGUGAAUAACGCGGCAUGCGAUUUAUGUCAACCACCGGUGGAUGACUCAAGGAUAAAUUCAACAUGCCAGUGCAUUAUAGGUGAUGGAUUUGAGAAAACGGUAUUAUCUAUCAAUCGUAUGAUACCAGGCCCGAGUAUUCAGGUUUGCAAGGGUGAUGUUAUCAUUGUCGAUGUAGUUAACGAAGCUGACGGUACUGAGGUGUGUAUACAUUGGCAUGGAAUUUUUCAAAAAAGUACUCCAUACGCCGACGGUGUACCGCAUCUGACGCAAUGUCCAAUUCUGUCAGCCAAUACUUUCAGGUAUAGCUUCGUUGCAAAUAACUCGGGUACACAUUGGUAUCACUCGCAUGUACUUACGCAUCUUAUGGACGGACAGCUUGGAUCUUUAAUCAUACGCGAUCGACCUGAAUGGGAGUUUUUCGCUUAUAGCGAAAAGUAUUUAUACGAUGAAGACGUCCCGGAACACGUAAUUGUGAUCAGCGAUUUAUUUCAUACAUUAUCGACAGAACGUUAUCCUGGCCUAUUUAGGCAACAAAUGGCUAGAGGACAAGCCGCGGAAAAUUUUUUAAUUAACGGCAGAGGCGAUUGGACGGAUCCUGCGACUAAUAGGAGCAAUAAUAUUGCACUUUCGCAAUUUAGAGUAAGAAGUGGAAUAAAAUACAGAUUCCGCCUUAUCAACGCAUGCGGUACAGUUUGUCCAAUCACUUUUACAAUUCAAAAUCAUCCACUGGAGAUAAUUGCUACGGAUGGCGAAAAUAUGGUGCCUAGAACUGUAGAUGGUAUCAUCUGUACUUCAGGUGAACGUUACGAUUUUGUUCUAAACGCGAAUCAAUCCUUGGGUCAGUACUGGAUUAUGGUGCGAGGACUCGGUGAAUGUGAAAAAACAUUAGCUUAUCAAUUGGGAAUCCUCGUUUAUGAAGGCAGCCCCACAUCAUCACUGUCAGCCAGGCCAAAUUAUUCAAACAUAUCUCAACCUCAGAGUGUCAUUAAUCCUCUGAAUGCCUCGAACUGUGAUGUUAAUGUCUGCAUAGACGAUAUACAAAAAGUAUCAUACUACGACGACACCAAAAUACCGUUGGAUACAGAACCGGAUAUAACAUUACCAAUGUUAUUCGGUUUUUUUAAUUACAGUUUAUCACAACAGUCUAUGAAUUCACUAUUUAGUACGAAAGAUCCGGAUUACAAAAAAUUCUUCGUUGCUAUCGAUGGAUCUCAUCUAAGUGCUCAAAUUAACAACAUUUCGUUUAAAGACCCACCUUCACCUCCUCUCUCGCAGCACAUAGAUUAUGAAAAGAUAUGUCCAAAUGCGUACACGCCGCCUACAUGCACACAGCCAUGCACUUGUACCGAUGUUUUUCACAUUCCUUGUAAGGCAACGGUAGAUGUGAUGCUCGUUGAUAUAGACAAUAUAAACGUACUAAAUCAUCCGUUUCAUCUGCACGGUUAUAGUUUUUGUGUAUUACGGUCGCGCACGUUCCCUGAUAAACAGGACAACAGUCAAAUAUCAUCAGAAGAUAUAAACAAAGUGUUGCAAGAACAUCAGGAAAAUUUGAAAAAUAAUAUUUAUAACUCCUGCGCUCCUAAAGAUACUGUAGUUGUACCAAGUGGCGGUUAUGUCAUCUUACGUUUUGUGGCCGACAAUGGAGGUUGGUGGUUCUUCCAUUGUCAUUUCGCUUGGCACACCGCGGCAGGAAUGAACGUUGUUUUCCAUGUUGACUGCCCGGUACCACCUGAACCAGAAUGCUUUCCAAAGUGUUAUGACUAUUUGCCACCACCGGUAAAUGAAUAUGGCCAGUAUGAACAUGAUCAGGAUGAAUACUGGGAUGAUUAAUUCAAUUUAUUCCACGAUUAAAAUGAAAACAUUUUUUUAAACGGCACCCUGUUUUUUAACUUUUGGUAAUUU